AUGAAUGCAAGCUCGAGUCCGCCAGUGCGCGUGCGGCCGGUGUCGGCGCACCUGGUGGCGCGGCUGGGCGGCGCGGCGCGGCUCACCUGUCCCGUGGCCGGCUCGCCGCCGCCGCUGCUCGAGUGGCGCAAGGACGGCGCCCAGGUGCUGCCCGGCUGGCGCCGCUUCAGCCGGCAGGGCAACACGCUGCACGUGGCCCGACUGACGGCCGACGACGCCGGCGUCUACGUGUGCGUGGCCGUCAACGGGUUCGGCACCGAGCGCGUCACCACCGAGCUGUUCGUCAUCGACCCGGAGACGAGCGGCGCGCCGGCGCUGUCCGGCGGCGGCGAGGGGCCGGCCGAUAACCUGCUGACGUCCGUCCACGGGCCGCCGGUGAUCAGCGCCUCGCCCGACCACCCGGACCGGAGGGUGCGCGCGCCGCUCGGCUCGCGGCUCCAGCUGGGCUGCGCCGCCGACGGCCACCCGCCGCCCCAGCUCAAAUGGUACAAGGCGGGUCGGCCGGUGCUGCCCAGCACUCGCCUCUACGUACAGGAGGACGGCCAGCUGGUGUUUUCCCAGCUGGUCCGCUCCGACGAAGCCGUCUUCAUCUGCGUGGCCUCAAACAUAUUCGGCUCGGCCAACCACAGCUUCAGCCUGCAGGUCUCCGAGCCGGUGUCUGCCGACCCGCUGUUUCUGGAGGUGCCGGCCAACUCCACGGUGGCCGAGGGUGACACCGCCGUGCUCAGGUGCCGCGUGCAGAGCGUCUCCAAGGCGCACCUCAAGUGGGUUCGGCGACUGUCGGCCGGCGCCGCUCCCACCUUCAACCACACGCAGACGGUGACCAUCAAGGGGCGCCGGUACGCGGUCCUCUCCGGGGCGUCCAGCUCGCAGCAGGGCGACCGGUUCUCCAGCGAGCUGCGGCUGCCGGCCGUGUCCGUCGAACAGCAGGGCGUCUACGUCUGUCUGGCCGCCAACGGACACGGCUACCUGGGCCGGGAGGCGCUCCUCCAGGUGAUCUCAGCUCCGCCCAGCUCGGCGCCGGCGCUGCUGCUGGCGCUGCCGGCGGUCGCCGUGGUGGCGCUGGUUCUCGCCGCUGCCUGCUGCCUGCACCGGCGCCGACAGCGGACGGUGCGCGCCGCGCUGCUGCCGCCGGCCGCACGGCCUGGCGCCGACGGCGCCAGCGUGUCGCACAAGCACGAGCCGGCGCCGAUACUCGACUACCGGCAGCUCCGACAUCUGGACGUCGUGUGA
This is a messenger RNA of Amphibalanus amphitrite, 1233 nucleotides long. Its product is annotated as fibroblast growth factor receptor-like 1. Gene Ontology annotation, cellular component: plasma membrane; axon. Lineage: Eukaryota; Metazoa; Arthropoda; Thecostraca; Balanomorpha; Balanidae. Bases 1 to 1233 code for a protein of 410 amino acids. The transcript has 8 exons. Gene Ontology annotation, molecular function: cell-cell adhesion mediator activity. The record is from RefSeq and is a predicted model, not a curated record. Gene Ontology annotation, biological process: dendrite self-avoidance; axon guidance; homophilic cell-cell adhesion.